ACUGUUCAAGGAAAUAUAAAUACUAUUUUCAAGCAGAUGAUAGAGUGGUCUACCAGAGAUAUCCAAAAGAAUCUAUAGAAUUGUAACGGUGGGAGAGGCAACAAUAUUGCUUUCAAGAGGAGAAUGAGUAAAUAAGUUUUGUAGUGUUUACACAGUGCUCCAUUACACUCAGAGAAGCUCUGUGAAUGUAAAUGACAACCCAGCUGAACUGUCGGCAUGCAGUAUUAAAUUUUAGGUAGCAAUAGCUAUGAAGUCUCACCUGAGUCAAACUAAACAUAUUGUUAGGGAAGCAAGCAAAUGCCUUGUGACUAUUCAGACAAAAGCCAAAGGAGUUGAUAAGUUAAACAUAGUAUAUUGUUAUUUCUGGUGAAGAGGCAGAGGAGUGAGAAACAGAAGGUGUACCUAGUACUAGAGGAUUAAUUCUUUGGGUUUUUUUUGUUUGUCUGUUUUUUGUUUUUAUGAGAGUGUCUCUCUGUGUAGCUCUGACUAUCCUGGAACUCAGCGUGUAAACUAGGCUGCCCUCUAACUCAUAGAGAUCUGCCUGUUUCUGCUUCUGCUGGGAUUAAAGGGGUGCAUCACCACACACACAGGCAGUAAUAUUCUAAUUCUUAAAUGGAAUAAUUGGCUCACAUUGGACUACAAUUAUGUUAUGUGUUCUUUGGUCUCUGAUGUUGGUAGCGUAAGGAGUCAGUCUUAUCUAGAGAUGAAUGACAUCGUAGAGAUGUCCAACUUCCUCUUUUCUGUACAUGAGCAAGCCAAGGCCUGGGGAGAUGCUUUGCCAAGGGCCACACAGCUAAUUAGCAGAAGAGCGGGAGCUGGGACCUGGACCUACUGGCACGGAUUCUGUUUGAGAGGCUGCAUUGAUAUUGAAGGGGGAAGUCAAGCAUUCCACUUCAGCAUCCAGUGGUACGUAGGGGAUUUAGUCAGCUCCGUGCCUCUCUGUUACCCAGCUUACUCCCUGGUGAAAGAAUGCAAAAGGUAAUUUUCUUCAGUGUUGAAAGCAGCAAACAAGAAAGCACAUGUGACAAAUCAGGCACAGUGUAUGUGUCUUGAAAAACAAAAGAACAAAAAAAGAAAAGAAAAGAAAACCGUUGUUUUCAUUGUAGGGCAAUGAUUUCACAGACAAGGAAAAUUUUUCAGCUGGCUGUGGUGACCCACACCUUUAAUCCCAGUACUGGGGAGGCAGAGGCAGGUGAAUUCGAGGCCAGUCUGAGCUGGUCUUACCACUGCAAGAAAUAUAACUAUCAUGUUGUAACGCAGCUAUAUUGAACUAACAUGAUACUGUUAAGGCAAACACUGCCUUUCUCAGGUGCCUGUGUCCUCAGGAAGCCUUGCAUUGUUAGUGGGAUGAUGACAACAGUUCUAUGAAAGUAAUGUUUUUUUUUUAAUUAGAUAAAAGGGUUUAAAUGCUAUCUAUUAUAAAAGAAAGCCUGGUUUUCUGCUAUUUGUAGCAUUAAUAGUUGAUCAUUGCUUCUUUAUUGCUUCUUUUUUCUGUCUUACAGAUCACCACUGUAACAUAUUAUCUAUUGUGCACGCCAGUGAUAUAGGCUUAUCUUACCUGCUUGUUUUUAAAUAUUGUGUGUGUGUGUGUGUGUACUGUGAGUAGGUGUGUGCUUGUGAGUGCACUGCCUGCAGAAGCCAGACGUUCCCUUGGAGAUGGUGGUACUGGCAGUUGUGACGCUCUGACAUGGGUGCUGGGACCCGAUCCCAGGUCCUCUGCAAGAAAAUUAAUUGCUGAGUCAUCUCCCCAGCCCUUACCUAACAAUUUAAAUGGCACAGAACGGGAUAAACAGACUAGUAAACUCAUCUUUUGUUUAUUUUGUUCAUCCCUUAUGUAGUCCUCCUCAGAGAAUCUGUUGUUUUCCUUUGGGGCUCUAAGCAACCUGAGUACGUAAGUCUUUGUCUCUUAAGCAAAAAUAGCACAUCUAACUUUUACCAUGAAAGUUACAUGAGAUUUAUUAGAAAAAGUCUUGCAUUUAGACAACAAAGGGAGUUUUAAAACAUCUGUAUUGGAACGUAAGAGGUGAAGCAUCUCUGUUUGCAGAUAUGAUGCCAAGCACAGAGCCAAGAAGUACAAAAAUAAACAGAUGGGACUGUGCGAAAUCUAAAUCUUUGUCAUCAAAGGUCACAAGCACCAGAGUGGGAGAUCACCCUGUGGAGCAUGGGAGACAAUGGUUAUGAACCCUACAUUUGAUGAGGGAUUAGUAUCCAUUGUAUGUAGGAUAUGUGCUAUAACAUAUAAUAUAAGGAACUUUUAUAACUCAACAGAGGAAACCUAGUUAAAAAAUGGACAAAGUGGAUUGGUGGGAUGGGAAGAGGGCUGAGCUCCUGAGAGGGCUUGCUGCACAGCCUGAUGACCUGAAUUUGGUUCCUAGAACCCACGUGAAGAAGCUGGAUUCAGCAGUGUAUGUCUGCAUUUUGAACAUUCUUAUGGUGAGAUGAGGCUAGAGACAGAAGAGUCGUCUAGAAGCUCAUGACCAGCUAGCCUUGAGUAUGGCAGAAACUAAGAGAGACCCUGCCUCAAAACAAGGUUACUGUGGACUUUAUGAAGCCAUCGAAAGUUGGGAUUUCCAAAAAAUUGAAAAGUUAGAGGAACACAGAUUACUUUUACGACGUUUACAGCCAGAAUUUAAGGCCAGAAUCAACCCAACAGAUAUUCUUUCUGAAAUGUCUGAAUGCUUAAUUAAUCAAGAAUGUGAAGAAAUCAGACAGAUCUGCUUCACGAAAGGCAUGAUGGCAGGCGCGGAGAAGAUGGUUGAAUGUCUUCUCAGAUCCGAUAAGGAGAACUGGCCCAAGGUUUUGAAAUUUGCUUUGGAGAAAGAAGACAACAAGUUUGGUGACCUGUGGAUUGUUGACGAAGGUUCCAAAAGGCUUGAAAGUAAAGCUGUUGAAGAUGAUGAUGGAAUGGAGAUGUCCAGCAUACAGAUUUUUAUACAGGAAGAGCCAGAAUGCCAGGAUCUCAGUCAAAAUCCCUGCCUACCAUCAGAAGAAUCGUGUAAUAAUUUGCACAGCUCCUUGAAACCAAGGAAUUAUCAACUGGAGCUUGCUCUGCCUGCACAGAAAGGGAAAAAUACACUAAUAUGUGCUCCUACUGGUUGUGGGAAAACCUUUGUGUCACUUCUCAUAUGUGAGCAUCAUCUUAAAAAGUUCCCACAUGGACAAAAAGGGAAAGUGGUCUUUUUUGCUAACCAAAUUCCUGUCUACGAACAGCAGGCAACUGUGUUCUCUCGCCAUUUUGAAAGACUUGGGUACAGUGUAGCAGGCGUUUCUGGGGCAACCACUGAAAAUGUCUCAGUGCAGCACAUUAUUGAAAACAAUGACAUCAUCAUCCUGACACCCCAGAUUCUUGUGAACAGUCUCAACAAUGGAACCAUCCCCUCGCUGUCCGUCUUCACCUUGAUGAUAUUUGAUGAAUGCCACAACACCAGUAAACACCACCCGUACAAUCAGAUCAUGUUCCGGUACCUAGAUCAAAAGCUUGGACAGUCGCCAGACCCACUGCCUCAGGUCAUUGGGCUGACUGCCUCCGUUGGUGUUGGAGACGCCAAAACCGUAGAUGAAGCCAUGUUCCACAUCUGCAGACUCUGCGCCGCCCUGGAUGUGUCCGUGAUAGCCACGGUCAGGGACAACGCGGAAGAACUGGAGCAGGUUGUUUAUAAGCCCCAGAAGGUCUUUAGGAAAGUGGAAUCGCGGACUGCAAACACAUUUAAGUCCAUCAUAUCUCAGCUGAUGAGGGAGACAGAGAAACUGGCAAAGAAUGUCUCGGAGGAACUUGGAAAGUUAUUUCAAAUUCAAAAUAGGGAGUUCGGCACCCAGAAAUACGAACAGUGGAUUGUCGCAGUCCACAAAGCGUGCAUGGUGUUCCAGAUGCCAGACAAGGAGGAGGAGAGCAGGAUUUGCAGAGCGCUCUUUCUGUACACGUCACACUUACGGAAAUACAACGAUGCUCUCAUCAUCAGUGAGGACGCACAGAUGAAAGAUGCUCUUAAUUACCUUAAAGCCUUCUUCCACGAUGUCCGAGAAGCAGCAUUUGAUGAGACCGAGCAAGAUCUUACGCGGAACUUUGAAGAGAAGCUGGAAGAACUAGAAAAAGUUUCCAUGGAUCCCAGCAAUGAGAACCCUAAACUCAGAGACCUCUACUUGAUCUUACAAGAGGAGUACCACUUAAAGCCGGAGACCAAAACCAUUCUCUUCGUGAAAACCAGAGCCCUUGUGGAUGCUUUAAAGAAAUGGAUUGAAGAAAAUCCUGCACUGGGCUUUCUAAAACCUGGCAUAUUGACUGGACGUGGCAAAACAAACCAGACAACAGGAAUGACACUCCCAGCACAGAAGUGUGUGUUAGAAGCAUUCAGAACCAGUGGGGAUAACAACAUUCUGAUUGCUACCUCGGUCGCUGAUGAAGGCAUUGACAUUGCUCAGUGCAACCUGGUCAUUCUUUAUGAAUAUGUGGGCAAUGUCGUCAAAAUGAUCCAAACCAGAGGCAGAGGAAGAGCAAGAGAUAGUAAGUGCUUCCUCCUGACGAGCAGUGCUGACGUGAUUGAAAAAGAAAAGGCGAACAUGUUCAAGGAAAAAAUAAUGAAUGAAUCCAUUUCAAGACUUCAGGCAUGGGAUGAAAUGCAAUUUGAAAAAAAGAUUCACCAGAUACAGUUGGAUGAAAAGUUCAUCAGAGACAGCCAGCACAAACCACAACCUGCCCCUGAUAAGGAGAAUAAGAAACUGCUGUGUGGGAAGUGCAAGGCCUUUGCGUGCUACACAGCUGACAUCCGGGUGGUUGAGAAAUCCCACUACACCGUCGUUGGAAAGGCUUUUAAGGAGCGCUUUGUGUCUAAGCCACACCCUAAACCAAAGGUCUAUGAUGGCUUCAAGAAGGAUGCAAAAAUAUUCUGUGCCAUCCAGAACUGCUGCCACGACUGGGGAAUUCAAGUGAAAUACAAGAUGUUCGAGAUUCCAGUCAUAAAAAUUGAAAGCUUUGUGGUGGAAGAUAUUGCAAGUGGAGCUCAGAACCGGCACUCAAAGUGGAAGGACUUCCAUUUUGAAAGAAUACAGUUUGACCCUGCAGAAAUGUCUAACUGACCUUGGGGCUCCUGAGUACAGGGAAGGAUGGCUUGGAGUGAAGAAACAAUGAACCAGUCCUUUGUCACACAAGCUUACACUGUGUCGGAAUGCCAGAUAACCUGACAUGUUUGUUCCGAGCAGUUCUUAUCCCCACGAAGCGCGUUUGCAUGAACUGGAGCACUGAAUACCUUAUUCGCCAAUAACUCAGAGCACUUGGCAGUGGGGGGGGGAUUAAAAAAAAGUCCCUUUUAUGCUUUUCAGGAUUGCCUGCCAAUGAACACACAGUCACUCAAUACAUCCGGACUGCUCAACCUGCCACAAGCUGACUUUGCCCUUAAAGGCCACCAGGCUCUUCCAGGUCUUUUUUUUUUUUUUUUUUUUUUUUUUUUUGGUUUUACGAGAAAGGGUUUCUCUGUAUUGUUUUGGAGGCUGUCGGUCCAGCCUGGCCUCGAACUCACAGAGAUCCACCUGCCUCUGCCUCCUGAGUGCUGGAAUUAAAGGCGUGCACCACCACCACCACCACCACCACCCGGCGCUCUUCCAGUUCUUGCAUUGGACUCUUUUCCUACUUUUGGCUCUGUCACACUCCUUUGGAUCCUAUUGGUUUCUGUUUCUUUCCAGUCUUUUCCCAUUGGUUUUUGUGGACAUAGUGAUUGCAAGGUUCAAUAUGCUCACAUGUAUAUAUUAAAGUGACAUAUGCCUUUAAAAUUUAAAA
Molecule: messenger RNA, 5770 nt
Organism: Mesocricetus auratus (golden hamster)
Lineage: Eukaryota; Metazoa; Chordata; Mammalia; Rodentia; Cricetidae
Gene: Rigi
Product: DExD/H-box helicase 58
Exons: 17
Coding region: 2494-5073 (859 amino acids)
Cellular component (GO): cytoplasm
Molecular function (GO): ATP binding; single-stranded RNA binding; zinc ion binding
Source: RefSeq, a predicted model, not a curated record